Trichoderma gamsii is the source of this 1872-nucleotide messenger RNA. RefSeq lists its product as hypothetical. Gene Ontology annotation, cellular component: cytoplasm. Gene Ontology annotation, biological process: cellular response to oxidative stress. The coding region runs from base 1 to 1872 and encodes 623 amino acids. The transcript is spliced from 2 exons. The record is from RefSeq and is a predicted model, not a curated record. Lineage: Eukaryota; Fungi; Ascomycota; Sordariomycetes; Hypocreales; Hypocreaceae.
AUGGCCACUACAGAAGAGAUUGUUCAGCGGCUUCACGAGUCUCGCCCGCCAGCCACAGAUGUAGCCACAUUUCUCACCAUUGUCGAGAUGUCGCUGUCCCCAGAGAUUCUGCCUGCGCUACAGGAGAUCCUGGAGGACGUGUCAUUAGCCGGUGACAUUGGUUGGGAUCUGGUCGAGAUGUUGAUCCCCAUCCCGGGUAGCGAGGAGUGUUUGGAGAGCAUUGCGCGACUGGGUAACCCACGAGAGGUCAUCCUCAAGGUCCUUGAGGUCAUGGAGAAGACAACCGCUGCGGGAGAGGAAGCAGAUGAAGAAGAGGUAGAAGAGGAAAAGAAAGCUGCUGCUGAUGGCUCUACGAAUCAAGUGACCAAGGGCGAGACGAAAGCUAUCAGGCAUUUUGUGACACUCUGCGGAAUGCUGGGGAUCCUCCUCAAACGGCUGCAGGUCAAAGCUCCCUCACGAUUCCUACACACCACGCUGGAAACAGUCCAGAGGUGCUACGAUGCCACAAGCGCAGCAUCUACCGCGGCGGUUAUUUCUCUGGUUCAAUCUCUCGCGCGCAAGACACGGCCCCCUUUGCCCUCUCGUAAGUCGAGCGUCAAAUUAGACACGCCGUUUCAAGACAGCGACCCGGCGAAACAAGCGCCAGACCCUGAAGCCGAUCGCUCAGAUACAUUAAACGCAAAUGAGCCGGGCCUGAUUAAUAGCUUACUGCAAUCAUUCAUCACAUGCAUCCUCGAAGCCUAUGUCAAUUCUAAUAGUGUUGAAUGGGCUUCAAGGAUGCUGGAAUACACCUACCCAGAGCGGAUAGUGCCCGGUCGCAAGACUAUGAUUCAGACAUUCAAAGAGGUUGUAGAGCUCCAAGCGAAGGAUGCUUUGCUGGGACAGCUAGUGUCUCUUGCUGGUGAUUUAGGCCUCUCGAAAUUGCCUCCAUUCAAGAUGAAAGAAUACAUCGAGGGCCCAAUCUACCGAGCGCCCCUGUCCAUCGAAUUCGACCCUGCACACCCAGAGCAACUCCAUUUAUCAACAGGUGGCUUGGUCUGCCUGAAUGCGUAUUGGAUGUUUGCUGCCGAUGUUUUCGACGCGGAUCGAGGCCUUCCAACCGGAGAACUACACCCACAAUACAUGCUGCCUGAUCACCAGGCCUUGUUGCAAAGCUUCCUAGGCGAUGAAUCAGGGAACCAGAUCGCCACGAAUCCGGGAACUUUUGAGGCCCUCAUUGUUAUGGCCAUUUGGCUGGACGGACGGAAAGCACUUUCAAAACCCGAUAGCAGUGGAGCUGUUACAGGAUUUAUGCCCUACCACCAUCUUCUGACACUUGUUUCAAUCUUCCACCCAAACAUCCGAGUGCGCAAUGCAACAACUGUUGUCGCAGGCUCAGUCUUACACGCUGAUCCCGACGAGGAAGAUCGAUUGGCUAUUCUGGAAGACUUGUUGGAAAACUGCGUCUUCUCCUCCCUUCAAGCGUGCGCGGUCGCAUGGCUACGAGAGGAGUUGAUUGCCGCGAGAAAGGCUGGCUCGAAAAGCCGCUUCUCCGGCCCAGAGUGCUUCGAAACUAUUCAGUAUACCUUGUUUCCAGAUCUGUCACAUCUCCAACAGGCCGAUGCUUCUGCAUUGCUAGAAUUUUGGGCCCAAAACGCUCCUCUGCAUUUACAAAUCGCUAACUUUGCCUUGUUCCUGUUUGGCGAAGAUUAUAAAUCUCUUGCGCCAGUGGGUAUGGCUGCGGCUAUUGAGCAUCGCUAUGUUGAGCCGCUAUUGCACGCUGCGAGGACGUUAGAGAAGGCUGCCGCCGCGAAGGAGAUUGAAGCUGAUGGCGAGAGUCUGAUGCAGCUCGGAAUCUUGACGGAUACGCUGAGUCGGGUUUCGCUGCAGUAA